GUACUUUCUAGAGUGAGGGUGGGGGAGUUUCCAUUGUGAUCCAGGAUUAGCCUAGUGCUGCGGUAGCCUAUAAAGCGUCAGUUUAGCCUCAGCACCUGUCAUACAAUUUUUUCGCAUCUCCGUCGAAUAACAGAUGGCACCAUAAUGGCUAUAGGUGCGUUUUCUUAAAAUACGUAACAAUUAAGUGGCAAUAAUAAAUAAGGGGCAAGAAAAAAACAAAGCAGAGAAGCAUAUUUUUCGAGAAUAGAAGUUAAACCAUUCGGACGUCGUCAGGAAUUUAAGAGACAGUCAUGACCCAAGGGAAGCUCUCCGUGACAAACAAGACAGCCAAUGGGGAGCAAGGGGGAGGUGCUGUGCCAGCUGCUCCGCCCAGCUACCAAGAGGCGAUAGCAGGAUCAAGCCCCACUUACAGUGGGAGUUACCUUGACGGGGAGAUGCUGACAGAAUUCAGCUGGGAUGACAAGAACAUCAGAAGGAUCUUCAUCCGCAAGGUUUAUGCCAUCCUGAUGAUCCAGCUGUUCGUCACGAUGGCCAUUGUGGCGAUCUUCACAUUCUGUGACCCAGUGAGGUUCUACAUCCAGGCUAACCCUGCCUGGUACUGGGCUUCCUACGCCGUGUUUUUCGUCACCUACCUGACGCUGUCUUGCUGCGCGGGACCAAGGAGGCAGUUUCCCUGGAACUUGAUUCUGCUGGCCGUCUUUACUCUGUCUCUCACCUAUAUGACAGGGAUGCUGGCCAGUUUCUACAACACCAAGUCCGUGGUGCUGUGUCUCGGGAUCACCGCCAUGGUCUGUCUGUCUGUCACUGUCUUCAGUUUCCAGACCAAGGUUGACUUCACUUCCUGCCAGGGCCUGCUCAUGACCUUAUGCAUGGUCAUGUUCAUCUGUGGGAUCGUCUUGGCCAUUGUCGUCCCUUUCGGAUACGUCCCCUGGUUACAUGGCAUCUACGCUGCUCUAGGAGCGACACUGUUCACUAUGUUCCUGGCGUUUGAUACCCAGCUUCUGCUGGGGAACAAGCGAUAUGCCCUGAGCCCCGAAGAGUACAUCUUCGCCACGCUCAGCAUCUACCUGGACAUCAUCUACAUCUUCUCCUUCUUCCUCCAGCUUUUCGGGUCGGGCCGGGAGUGAUCCCAUGGGCCCGGGGCGUCGCGCGACCGAAAGGCAUUCCACUGUGAUCGUCCGUACCCCCCACUCCCCCAGGUCCAGGUCUUCUCCAGGUCUCUCACCUUCUCGCCCAACUGAGUGACGCCUCACACCCCCCUUGCAUGAUUGGGUUGUAUGCUAACUGGCUUCACUGUAGAAACUGAUCCCGGUCCUAAUACACAUUUGUGAUGUCAGUCAUUUUGUCUUUUAGACCGUGUAAAACUCUAUCAAGUAGUUGAUUGCGCUCUAGUUAAUUCAAGACCUGAACCUUUUUUUCUAAUUGGUCCACUCUCCUGCUUAAUGCCACUGUCCCACCAAUCACAUGCAAAGCUGCCUGUUUUCAGCGUUUGUUUUUCACUACCCCUCGACCGGUAGGGUUUUGAGCCAAAAAUGAGCCGAAAUAUUAUGAGCUACGAACAUAAUUCAUGGUCAAAUCUGAAAGAGCAUGUCUUCUAAUUGGAAGAGAAUGAUGGCUAGAUCUCUAUGAUGCUAUUACAGCGCCAACAAGAACCAAAUGGUAGAAAAUUCCAUUGAGCACUUGCAGCCAUAUGAACACCAGCAUGCAGAUGUUCAUUCCUAAAGCUCUCUAUAAAAGGAGCUCUGACACUGUACUGAACUUCCAAUCCUCUGCUAUGCUUGUUCUGUGGUAGUUGUAUGUUGUAACACAACAAAAUCUAUUCAUUAACUUCUUCCCCUUUUUACCCGUUCAGUUCCCCAGUUCUAUUCCAAAAUUAGAAAUGGUACAUUUAUUUUCUAAUCUUCUCAAAUUUGUCACGGAGAAAUCAGGUUAGAAUUGAGACAAACCACUGACCGCCGGCUAAUCAACACUACAAAUCUGAUCCAGUGACUGAAUAAUUUUACAAAUUUGGCACCCAACACAGGGCUGAACAUGUCCAAGUCCCACCCUAAUUUGGAAUGUCCAAAUAUCUGCAACUGUAACUGUAUUCAUGCACAAACCCCACUGCCGAUUCGAGAUGGCGCAGACCAGGACGGCGGAAGUCGUAUCUGAAAAGUGCCCAACACUACAACACCUGAUUCAACUAAUAAGUAGAAUAAGCUGUCUUAGUGCUGGGUUAAAACAUAACCGAAGUCUUUUUUUUUACAAAAAAAAAAGAAUUGAAAUAAAUAUUAACUUACCCUAAAUCAAAAUAUCACAAGAUAUAUUUUUUGAUGACUGAUUUAAAACUUUUCUAAGGGAUAUCCCAAUGUCCCUGGGUCUGGAAUCUGGGCCAUGCCAGUGCCGAUCACGGCCGGCAGCCCCGUUGGUCGGUGCGAGGUUCAUGCUGAACGCUCUGCCAGACGGCUCUGGGUGACAUUGUUUCACUGCACGCUAGCGACCCCCACUGGUAAAU
Molecule: messenger RNA, 2494 nt
Organism: Anguilla anguilla (European eel)
Lineage: Eukaryota; Metazoa; Chordata; Actinopteri; Anguilliformes; Anguillidae
Gene: faim2b
Product: Fas apoptotic inhibitory molecule 2b
Exons: 12
Coding region: 291-1127 (278 amino acids)
Biological process (GO): negative regulation of apoptotic signaling pathway
Cellular component (GO): membrane; Golgi apparatus; endoplasmic reticulum
Source: RefSeq, a predicted model, not a curated record